This is a messenger RNA of Tachysurus fulvidraco (yellow catfish), 1158 nucleotides long. It is a transcript of the gene mettl27, whose product is annotated as methyltransferase like 27. The coding region runs from base 151 to 831 and encodes 226 amino acids. NCBI's taxonomy places the organism in Eukaryota, Metazoa, Chordata, Actinopteri, Siluriformes, Bagridae. The record is from RefSeq and is a predicted model, not a curated record. The transcript has 6 exons. Gene Ontology annotation, molecular function: S-adenosylmethionine-dependent methyltransferase activity.
UUAUGAAGGAAUUUAUGUGUAUAUGACUAUAUACGUAUGUGGGUGUGAGUGAGUGGGUGUGUAAACAGCAUAAGGUUGGUAUUUAAAGAAAAUCACACUGAUAAUGAUUUACUCUUUAAAUCACAUGACAACAGAGCUGCUGCAGAAGUUAUGGCAGAUCCCAGGACCUUUGCAGAUGUGAGGAAUACAGUUCUUUCAGCUCAUAAAAGCUCAGGGCCCAAGGAAAAGGUUGCGUUCUACAGCUCCUGGGCCGAGAGCUAUGAAGAAGAUUUGGCAAUAUUGGACUACCGUGCUCCUUUCUUAGCUGCAAAAUGCAUUGCUUCACACUUCACCGGCGAGAAAGAGAGAGCCAUUAUUUUGGACGUGGCAUGUGGGACAGGGCUGGUCUCUGGAAAUUUAAAGAAAAACGGAUUUUGCCACUUUGUGGGCUUGGAUGGAAGCGAGAAAAUGUUGAGUAUGGCCAGAAAAACAGGCCUUUAUCAGGAGCUUAAGCAGUGCAUGCUGUGUGAGGAUCCCUUUCCUGUUCAAGAUGAGUCGUAUGAUGUUGUAGUAAUUGUGGGAGCUCUGAGUAUUGGAAACGUGCCAGUGGAAAUCAUCAAGGAGCUUUGGCAAGCCACCAAGCCGGGUGGCUAUGUGUGCAUGACUACAAGAGGGAAUGCUGAGAAUCUGGAGUACAAAGCUGAGCUGGAAAGUGCGAUUCUUGCAAUGGAGGAAGAAAAGAAAUGGAGACGUGUCACUGUCGAUGUAGUGGACCAGUGGGAGAAGGCGGUGUCUGACCAUGAGUGUGGAUACAUACCUGGAGUUGUUUAUCUAUAUCAAAAAGUGUUUUAAAUUCAGAAUUGAUUGUGCUGAAACAGUGCUAGGAGCUGAAAGGAAAGCAUAUUGUAUGUGUGGAUGGUCUUUAAACAAUAGCCUACUAGUGAUUUUAUGUAUACAAAUUGGCAAGAGAAUGGGACAAAACCAAUGACUAAUGUAAACAAUUAGAGGAACUUUUUUUUUUCAGAAGUAUUUUUGAUUAAAAUCCAAUUUUAUUUUGAACAAUGUCUCUUCAGUAAAGUCUUGCUGUUAAGUAAUGUAUCCCCAGUAACCAAACAUGACUUUGAUCAUCAAAACAACUAUUUGGCUUUGAACUUAAUAAUAAAUAAUCUUAUACCACAA